Messenger RNA from Neospora caninum, 717 nucleotides. RefSeq lists its product as hypothetical. Lineage: Eukaryota; Apicomplexa; Conoidasida; Eucoccidiorida; Sarcocystidae. The transcript is spliced from 7 exons. The coding region runs from base 1 to 717 and encodes 238 amino acids. The record is from RefSeq and is a predicted model, not a curated record.
AUGGCCAGUCCGCUGGUGCGCGCGCCUGUCUCCGAGGAGACGCGCCUUGCGUGUUUCCAUGCGCUUCCCGAGAAGCCCUUCUGGAAAGAGAAACUCGACCAAAUCAGCGGCGUUCUCUUCCUCAGCGACACGAUGCGGCACCGGGGCCGGCUUAUACUCAGCACCAUCAUGCCGCUCUACGGAGACGCGCAACUCCUGAAAACCUACUUUGGGAUCGCAGAAGAUGACCUCUCCGGGAGAUUGUACUUUCUCGUCUUGCACGUUUGGCUGCUGCAUCGACGUCUCGUUGCCCUGCAAGAGGAGCUGACGAGGGACGCGCUCUGGGAGGCCGUCGACGAUCUCUAUCGCGCGAUUCUCUCCGAGGCGCACGUCAGCGAGAUGCGGCUCUCGGCGUAUGUUCGGGAAAUGCAGCAAACCGCCCUCGGCUUUUGCCUCCUGCUCGACGAGGCUUUCGAUCGGCCUCUCUUCGCUGGAGAGACUGCCCUCAGGAUUUGGUUCAUGGUGUUUAAGGCGAAGGAGGAACGUCGCUUCUCCCCGCACGUCCUCGACCUCACGGCCUACCUUCUGAGGACGAGCAAAUUCGUCGCGGAAAUCCCCACGGACCUCCUUCUCCGCGGAAGCUUUUCUUGGCCCCGGUGGCCGCCGCAUCUGGACGGCGCGCCGGCUGUCGAGGCGGAGACGGAAGACGGCGGCAAAACGUUUUUCUCAAAAAUGUGA